This is a messenger RNA of Trichophyton benhamiae CBS 112371, 129 nucleotides long. RefSeq lists its product as uncharacterized. Bases 1 to 129 code for a protein of 42 amino acids. The record is from RefSeq and is a predicted model, not a curated record. NCBI's taxonomy places the organism in Eukaryota, Fungi, Ascomycota, Eurotiomycetes, Onygenales, Arthrodermataceae. The transcript has a single exon.
AUGCAACUUGGCUUGGUUCAACAGGGGGGAGAGAAGAAGACGGAGGAGAAGAAGAAAGGAAAAGAAGAAUUAUAUCUGCGUCCUGUCUCCAACUCCCCGUCUUCUUCUACCAACAACGUCACGAACUAG